AUGUCUGCUAACGAUUUCUACAACUCGGGCCCACAAGGCUUUUACAACAAUAAUCAAGGCCGAGGCCAAUACGACAACCAAAACGGAAACCAAUACGGAAACCAAUACGGCAACCAAUAUGGGGAGCAAAGUGACCGCGGCCUUUUUGGACACCAUGAUCAUCACCAUCACCAAAAUGACCACCACGACAGAGAAAGAGGUCUUUUAGCUACUGUCGGCGGUGCCGCUGCCGGUGGUUACGCUGGCAACAAAAUGAGCGGUGGGAGCACACUUGGAAAGGUUGUUGGUGCUGUUGGUGGCGCUAUUAUCGCCAAUAAACUUGAACAUAAGUGGGAAGACCAUCACCACCACAACGAAGGCUAUCAAGGCGGUUACCAAGGUAGUUAUCAGGGAGGCUACCAAGGUGGAUACGAUCAAGGUUACAACAACAAUCGUUGGUAA
This is a messenger RNA of Diutina rugosa, 441 nucleotides long. RefSeq lists its product as uncharacterized. The record is from RefSeq and is a predicted model, not a curated record. Gene Ontology annotation, cellular component: outer membrane. Bases 1 to 441 code for a protein of 146 amino acids. Lineage: Eukaryota; Fungi; Ascomycota; Pichiomycetes; Serinales; Debaryomycetaceae. The transcript has a single exon.